GAUGACGCCCCGUUUCGGCCUCUCCUGUGUCCUGUGGUCCAUCAUUGUGGCUCAUGGCCACACGACCAUCAUUGGGACAGACAAGCCCACCAUCGCCCCUUUAUUUCGCGGUCGCCCUUUCCUGGUGGCCUGGGCCGCCCCCACCCAUAGCUGCUCAAUACGUUUCAAUGUGUCUCUUGACCUGCGACUCUUUGACCUGAGCGCCUCCCCCAGCGAGGAGUUGGUGGACCAGAAUGCCACCAUCUUCUACAAGGAGCGGCUAGGACUCUACCCGUACUACGACGAGCACAAUGUAUCCGUCAAUGGGGGCGUACCCCAAAACGCCAGUCUGCGGGCUCACCUGCUCCAGAUGGUGGACGGAAUCAACAAAUACAUUCCAUUCACCAAUAAAGACGGAUUGGCGAUCAUUGACUGGGAGGACUGGAGGCCGACCUGGCUACGGAACUGGGAUGAUAAGGACAUAUACAGGCAAGCUUCACGGCAACUGGUGGCCUUUCGUCAUCCCAACUGGACCGCCAAUGACGUGAACGUAGAAGCUAAGUCUGAAUUUGAAAACUCCGCCCGCGAGUUCAUGGUGGAGACACUCCAGCAGGCCAAAAGAUCUCGCCCCCGCCAGCUCUGGGGGUAUUACCUGUUCCCGGACUGCUACAACCACGACUACCAGACCAACUGGGACAAUUACACCGGCAAGUGCCCCGACGUGGAGAUGUCACGCAAUGACCAGCUAUGGUGGAUGUGGGAGGAGAGUACCGCCCUUUACCCGUCCAUCUACCUGACCCCCUCUCUCAACUCUUCUGUGAACGGGCGCAAAUUCGUUCACUACCGGCUGAAAGAGGCGAUGAGGAUCGCUCUACAGCACACGGGAUACUCGCUCCCCGUCCUCGUGUACACAAGACCCACCUACAAAGAAAACCUCGACCUUCUCUCCCAGAUGGAUCUGAUCUCCACCAUCGGAGAGAGCGCAGCACAGGGGGCAGCCGGGGUGAUAUUUUGGGGUGAUACAGACUACGCCAAGAACGAGGAGACCUGCCAGACGAUGAAGACGUAUGUGGAUCAGGUUUUGGGCCGAUAUAUAGUGAAUGUCACCACCGCCGCCUCUCUCUGCAGCCAGGCGCUCUGCGGUGGGAACGGACGCUGCCUGCGCAAAGAAAACGUCACCGACGCCUUUCUACACCUCAACCCGGCCAACUUCCGCAUCGUGACGGCACUUCCAGGGUUCAACGAGCCCGUCCCUAUGUGGGCGCAGGGCCAGCUAUCGGAGGGGGACGUCGGCGCUCUGCGUUCACAGUUUCGCUGUCAGUGUUAUUUGGGCGAGAGCGGGAACGGCUGCAACAUUUCCCCGGAACCUGUGCCUACCGCAGCGCCCCCCACGGGCCACGGACGGGUGUGGUUACUAAUGGCUUGCCUCUGGAUUCUGCUACAGGUGGGGACAAGCUUUUAG
Messenger RNA from Nanorana parkeri, 1441 nucleotides. Its product is annotated as hyaluronidase-2-like. Gene Ontology annotation, biological process: carbohydrate metabolic process; hyaluronan catabolic process. The record is from RefSeq and is a predicted model, not a curated record. Gene Ontology annotation, molecular function: hyaluronoglucuronidase activity; hyalurononglucosaminidase activity. The coding region runs from base 2 to 1441 and encodes 479 amino acids. NCBI's taxonomy places the organism in Eukaryota, Metazoa, Chordata, Amphibia, Anura, Dicroglossidae. The transcript is spliced from 3 exons.